This is a messenger RNA of Malus domestica (apple), 2086 nucleotides long. RefSeq lists its product as uncharacterized. The record is from RefSeq and is a predicted model, not a curated record. Lineage: Eukaryota; Viridiplantae; Streptophyta; Magnoliopsida; Rosales; Rosaceae.
GCAACUGCAAGAAACCAAAAAGGCCACCGGCUUUCUUUUUCUCACUCCACUUUUUCUCACCCUUUCGUUUUCAACCUUUCCACCCUCAAUUUCUACCCACAUUUCCCUUUUUUUUUCUUAAAUUUUUUCUUCAAAAACUAGUCUCUCCAUUUUUUCUUCCAUUUCUUCGUUGGCCGUAGUUGCUCUGUGAUUCAAUGUCGGAGCCGGACACUGAACCCGAAUUCUACGCGGGCCGACCCAGGCCGUGGCGACCCAAUGAUCUUGUAAACGUGGGUGGAAGUAGCACGGGAAGGGCAGUGUAUGGUGCCGUUCCGGGUGGCGUGGCUAUGGGCCCUAAUGCGAGCGAGCCGGUUCCGCCGGAGACGCUGGGGGGACUGGUGCGGGAGUUCUCGAAAGCGGCGGCGGAGAUGGCGGUGGAGUUCGGGAAAGGGUGCAGGGAUAUAGUGCGGCAGAGCCUAGGGAAUCGGGACUCGGUGUUGCGGAGGAGCUUGGGGACGGUGAGGGAGUCGUACUUGGGGAAGAGAGUGACGCGGCUUCGCGGGAAAUUGCAGUUCGUGAACGAGUAUCUGCCGGAGGAUAAGGACCCGAUUCACGCUUGGUCAGUGAUCGUGUUGGUCUCGCUUCUUGCUUUUGCAGUGUUGUAUGUGAAUACCGAAACUACUCCUUCUAGUCCUGCGCCAGAGAUUAAGAAGAUACACAUUCAUCCACCGAGCGCUGCCCGCGUAAUGCUUCCAGAUGGUAGAUUCAUGGCAUACAAGGAGCAAGGUGUUCCAGCUGACAGAGCUAGAUUUUCAAUCAUUGCUCCGCAUUCUUUCCUAUCAUCUCGGCUUGCAGGAAUUCCUGGACUAAAGGUUUCCCUGUUAGAAGAGUUUGGCGUUCGCUUGUUGACGUAUGAUCUUCCUGGGUUCGGAGAGAGUGAUCCUCAUCCCGACAGAAACCUUGAAUUUUCAGCAAUGGAUAUGUUGCUCCUAGCCGAUGCUGUUGGUGUCAACGACAAGUUUUGGGUUGUGGGAUACUCGAGCGGAAGCAUGCAUGCUUGGGCAGCACUAAGAUACAUUCCUGAUAGACUUGCAGGUGCAGCCAUGUUUGCUCCAAUGGUGAAUCCGUACGAUUCAAUCAUGAACAGGGAAGAGAGACGCAGGACCUGGGGGAAAUGGACGCGAAGCAGAAAAUUUUGGUACUUUUUGGCAAGGAGGUUUCCUAGAUUUCUUUCUUUUUUCUAUCACAGAAGCUUCUUGUCUGGAAAGCACGGACAAAUCGAUAAAUGGCUGUCAUUGUCAAUGGGAAAGAGGGAUAAAGCUCUGAUGGAGGACCCAAUCUACGAAGAAUUCUGGCAAAGGGAUGUGGAAGAAUCAAUUAGGCAGAGAAUCUCGAAACCCUUCGUGGAGGAAGCUGUUUUGCAAGUGUCAAAUUGGGGUUUCAGCCUUGCAGACCUCAAAUUGCAGAAGAAAGAACAAGGGAAAGGCGUGCUCAAUUGGAUUAAGUCCAUGCUCAGCUCAGCUCAGGAAGAAUACAGUGGCUUCCUUGGCCCAAUACACAUAUGGCAGGGGAUGGACGAUAAGGUUGUCCCACCAUCGAUGACUGAUUUCGUUCACCGGAUUUUACCAGGAGCUGCGGUACAUAAGCUUCCAUACGAGGGCCAUUUCACCUACAUCUACUUUUGUGAUGAAUGCCAUAGACAUAUAUUCACUACACUCUUUGGAACACCACAAGGGCCGCUGAACUUCACAGCAGAAGUGGAUGAAACACCUCUUGAAGGUGAUACUGAAGAGCAGGAAGAAGAGGUAAAGCUUGGUGAUUCUGUUCCGGCACUAGCCGAGGCAUGAUUGCUCUAGUUUACUUCAGAGAGGUACAAUGUAUAUAUCAUAGGGUUACUACGUUACUCUCGUAGAGCGGAAAAAAUAAAACAGAAAGGAUAGAGAGAAAAGAAAGAAAAGUUAAAAGCAUCGUGUUAAUUCUCUUGCUCAGAGUUUUGGGAUGUUAUUAGGGGGUUUCCGGCGGAGUAUGUCUUUGGGAGGAACUGUUGGUCAAGAACAAAAAUAUACAAAGAAAUCAUAUCGUUCUGAAUUUCAAUCGGGUGCUCAAA